Molecule: messenger RNA, 1478 nt
Organism: Thunnus maccoyii (southern bluefin tuna)
Lineage: Eukaryota; Metazoa; Chordata; Actinopteri; Scombriformes; Scombridae
Gene: foxd7
Product: forkhead box D7
Exons: 1
Coding region: 302-1282 (326 amino acids)
Biological process (GO): regulation of transcription by RNA polymerase II; anatomical structure morphogenesis; cell differentiation
Molecular function (GO): RNA polymerase II cis-regulatory region sequence-specific DNA binding; DNA-binding transcription factor activity, RNA polymerase II-specific
Source: RefSeq, a predicted model, not a curated record
GAUGAUGCUGGACAUCUCAGAGGACGCACGCACUUUUUACGCUUUAUGCACACGGCCAAACGCUCAAAGCGCUCUUUUGCGCUUACAUGCACUAAAAUAAAGGAUAUCAGCGCGGAUGCUUUGCGGUUUGGAGAGGCUGAGAGUUUUAUGAAGUAGGAGGAGGAUUGUGCUCGGAUUUGUACGCUCACUUUUUUUUUUGUGAAUGGAGAUGAGUCGUGCGUAAAAAUCUGCUUUCAAGAGAGGAGCUGUCACUCUCCCACCUGUUGGCAGGUGGUGUUGGCUUUAACCGCGGACAUCUACUAUGGCAUUGGGCUUGGAAAUAAUGGAGGAUAUUGUUAUCGACGUAGUAGGGGAAGGACUCAAAGAUAACGGAGAGGAGCGACUCUUACCUCUGGAUGAGUCUCAGAGCGAGCAGGACCGCAACACGGAGACUUUGUCAACCAGCAGCGAGAGUAAAGACCGGGACACAUACAGCCCCGCACCGGCGUGUCCCCCUACUGCUAAAACCAAAGGUCCCGCGUCGGUGAAGCCUCCAUACUCAUACAUCGCUCUGAUAACGAUGGCCAUAUUGCAGAGUCCAAAGAAACGUCUCACUCUCAGCGAGAUAUGUGACUUUAUCAGCCAACGCUUCGUUUAUUACCGGGAGAAAUUCCCCGCCUGGCAGAACUCUAUCAGACACAAUCUGUCGCUUAAUGACUGCUUUGUAAAGAUGCCCAGAGAGCCUGGAAACCCCGGGAAGGGCAACUACUGGACGCUGGAUCCCAACUCCUCAGACAUGUUUGAGAAUGGGAGUUUUCUGCGCCGGAGGAAGCGAUUCAAGCGGCAGCACUUUCGCUUCGACCCACUCAAGGAGCAGCACCUGGAGCCCAGCGGACUGCACGGCUUCCCCCACGGUGCCUACGGGCUCGGGACGGCGGCUCUGCAGCUGCCCAGUCUGGAGAUUUACCCCUACAUCCAUCACCAUGCGCACUCGGCGUGCGCCCCCGCCACCAUCCCACCUGUCAGCAGCAUCCUGCCGGCUCUCUCCAGCUUCUUCUCUCGCAGCGCCCUCACAGCCAAGGCUUUCCUUCAGUCACAGCCCGGCAUGGAAGCCUUCUCCCCGGCUCAAUGUACUGCUUACUCCUCUCCUCUGACCUCCAGCGCAGCCUACGCGUCCCACGCGCUUUUCCACCCUGCUGCGUCUCCGCACUUCCUCAGUUUACAUCAGGAGUAUCAGAAAUUACAGACUCAGCGUGGCACCGUCGACCUGGCCAAACACAUCAACAUUGCUAACAAUGAAUAAUUAGUAGCCUACGUUACACCGGACUUGUGUUUUCUCAGGUAACAGAGACGAUUUAAGCAGAAGCUCAAAAAAUCUCCAGCGAUGGAAAUCGGAUGGAUUUGUUUUAAAAGAAUGUUGUAGAUAUGUUAGAAACUAUCCCCCCUUCCUUCAUUUUCUGUAUGGCAAAAAAUCUUUUAGCAGGCGCCUUUUUUUUUAU